Messenger RNA from Lactuca saligna, 2015 nucleotides. Lineage: Eukaryota; Viridiplantae; Streptophyta; Magnoliopsida; Asterales; Asteraceae. The record is from the annotation of a GenBank genome assembly.
AUGACUGGGGGUUCUCAAUCUCGUACAAAUGACAAACCUUCAAUCAACUAUAGAUAUAAUCCUCAUGGAGGACCUUUUUUUGACCUUGUGGAUGCUACUCGUGAAGAUUAUGCUCCCAGUCCCCAUGAUAACAGGAAACAACCUUCUCAAAAAGCUGAAUCCAGGUCAUCAUCCAUAGUCAGCACUACUGAUCUCAUAUCAGGAGCUGGCCAAUUAUGGAAUUUUGCCACCUCAUCUCUUCCCGUUUUACGCCAUAGGACAUCAACACAGAACAAUGAUAACCUUCAAAAAGCAAACACAUUUUAUUAUCCAGCAGAAGAAGGGAAUGUAAUUGCAUCUAUUCCUUCUGAAACUCAGAAUGUCUCUAUCAAUCUCAAAGCUAAAACUCAUGUUUCACCUACAGUAGAUGUGCAAAAAGACCUGGAUUCUUUACAUGUAGCCAAAAAAAUCUCUUCUUUUGAUUGUUUCAGUGAUUCUCACAGUUGCUACCACCUUUUGAGAUCCUGCAAAGAAAAAAAGGUUUCUAGUGUAUUGAUCUCAUAUGAAUUCCGAAAUGUAUAUGGAUGGAUGACUGACAUACAGCUUUCAGGAGCAAAGUAUAAGAAAAGAACCGAAUACUGCUCUAAUGCUUUAGAAAUAAACGGUGUUGAAACAAUCAAUCCAGAUGAUGCUACUAGACUUAAUAGUGUGACUACAACACAUGAAAACACAAACAAUAUGAUCAAAACUAGUGAAGUUUGUACAUCAACAUCAUAUAAACCACAACAUGGAGUUGCAAAACAAGAGCAUGCUUUUGCUGGAGCAUUUGCUGGAAUAUUUGUUAGCCUGUGUCUGCACCCCAUGGAUACAGUGAAGACUGUCAUUCAGUCAUGUCCUACAGAUCAAAGAUCCAUUCAAUAUAUUGGCAAGUCAAUUAUAUCUGAAAGAGGUUUAUCAGGACUUUAUCGUGGAAUCACAAGCAAUAUUGCUUCUUCAGCACCUAUUUCUGCAAUUUACACUUUCAGUUAUGAAUCAGUAAAGGGGGCUUUGCUUCCCCUUUUUGCCAAGGAGCAUCAAUCAUUGGCUCAUUGCAUAGCUGGAGGUUGUGCAAGUGUUGCCACAUCAUUUGUUUUUACUCCAAGUGAGCGAAUAAAGCAGCAGAUGCAAGUUGGCUCACAUUAUCACAGCUGUUGGAAUGCUUUUUGGGGGAUUGUUGGGAAGGGAGGCUUUUCAUCAUUAUACAAUGGAUGGGGAGCUGUACUUUGUAGGAAUGUUCCUCAUUCUAUUAUCAAGUUCUAUACAUAUGAGAGUUUGAAAAAGAUGAUGUCUUUGCAUCAAGCACAUGCUCAACCAACCACAAUAUCAACGCUAUUAUGUGGAGGAUUAGCUGGAUCUACUGCUGCUUUGUUUACAACUCCUUUUGAUGUGGUGAAAACAAGAUUGCAGACACAGAUACCUGGAUCUGUAAGCCGUUAUCAUGGUGUUUUUGACACUCUUAAAGACAUAGCCCAACAUGAAGGACCCAAGGGUCUAUAUAGGGGGUUGACUCCGAGAUUGGCCAUGUACAUGACUCAGGGAGCACUAUUUUUUGCAUCUUAUGAGUCGUUUAAAAGGUUAUUUUCUGUGGAAGCUGAACCUAGACCUAUUCGGCUCGAAUCUUGAUCAUAAAAAGUAAAAACCAAGUAGCUUGUUUUUGUUGAUUAUUGAAGCAUUUUUGAGGGGAAACAAAUCAAUCGAUUCUUGUGAAGAUGGAUGGAUGGAUGGAUAUGAUUGUUUUGAUUCUUUUAGUUUAGGUGUCAUAUGAUAUGAUAUGAUAUAACAUGUAAACAUUAGAGUGCAAAAUUCAUGUAAAGAGAAGGAUACUAUCAUAUAUACUAGUGAAGAUGUGUGAGGAUUGAGGGAGGAAAGGAAAGGAAAGGAAAGGAAAAUAUUCUUUUUGUAGAAUGUCGCUGAAAUUAGUUGCCAAUUUUUUCAAGUGCAUGUUAUUUAUUAUAUUAGACACAUAUAUAAUGAGAUAUGAUUCAAAUGUUUUCCCA